Molecule: messenger RNA, 6380 nt
Organism: Anguilla rostrata (American eel)
Lineage: Eukaryota; Metazoa; Chordata; Actinopteri; Anguilliformes; Anguillidae
Gene: nfatc1
Product: nuclear factor of activated T cells 1
Exons: 10
Coding region: 976-3699 (907 amino acids)
Biological process (GO): calcineurin-NFAT signaling cascade; regulation of transcription by RNA polymerase II; cytokine production
Cellular component (GO): transcription regulator complex
Molecular function (GO): transcription factor binding; DNA-binding transcription factor activity, RNA polymerase II-specific; RNA polymerase II cis-regulatory region sequence-specific DNA binding
Source: RefSeq, a predicted model, not a curated record
CCUUAUUUAAAUCCUAGUUUUGUCAGAAUGAUUUGAAAAGAAUGUUCACUGGACAGUAGCCGUUUUUUUUUUUUCAAGGCUGUUUUCUGUAAUUUUUUUUCAGACUCAGAUCACACACUCAAAAUUAUUUUUUAUGAUAGUGUCAUCCAGUGUGUGUGCUCUGGCAAAACCCGUGGCCUGCAAUAUACAUCGUCUAUGCGCAGAAAAAAAUGAUCACUUUUUAUAUUUGACAGCAUAUUAAUCGAAUAUUCGAGAGCAUAACAAACAAAAAAGCAAUAAAAAAUGGGAAAAACCUCUGAUCUCCAAAACAAACAGGUUGCCUCGCGCCUAGCGCUCCGCCCGCCGAGAUCCCACGUCUGCAGCUGGAAUCCCUUGGCGGAAAGGCUCGCGCAGUCUCGAGGCGUUCAGUCUUUAAACCAGUGAGGAGCUUGGCAGUGAGGCAAUAACGUCAUGCUUUGAGGGGCGGUACUCUGAGCUGGAGGUGUUUUCCAGCUUUAAAAAGGAAGCCGUCUGCUCUCCUGACAAGCUCUGCGUCACGUAGAGUCUCUGGAAAUCUCGAGCACUAUAUCGCCCGGGACAGCAAAACACAGUAAACCAUUCCCUGUCUGAAAGAAAAAGGGACAGCCAUUCUGUAUUUUACAUAACUUAACUUAAGAAGCCGUGCAAAGGUCCCUCGUGUUCACAUUUAAUAUCUUUUUCGUUGCCUUUUGGAUUUAAUGCGUAAAUAGACCGCUUCCAGUAAGAGUUGGGAUUUUCUCUUUUAUUUUAGAUAUUUACAUUGUGUUUAUCCCUGCAUAACCGAUGUUUUGGGUUUUUAUUUUUUUAUUUUUAUAAUAUCAUCAAUGUUUUCGUUUCUUUUUUUCCAUUUCUUUUUAUUUAUUAAUGUUUUUACAAGUGAGUAGCAUGCUUUGAAAAUACUAUUAUUUGGUAAAUUAUCAUCGUCACCAUACCAAGAGUAAACCUGCUACAAGUUGGAUGCAGAACAGCUGCCUGCAAGUCUUUUCAAAGUUCAACUUCGGAUCGCUCGUCCCUUCAGCCGGAGGAAAAGAAACGGGACUGCAUUUGAUCGCGCCUCUCGCCACCAACAUGAAAUCUGCUGAGGAAGAUGCAUAUAGCUACACACCCAAUGUCACCCUCUCUCUGCCGAUCAGCAUGGGAAACCCCUGUCUGUCCACGCAGUACCACAACCUGCAGUCCAGCUCCAUCAUCCCUGUGUCCUCCUGUCACCAGGAUGGCUACAGUCUCCACGACAACAGCGGGGCCUCCGGUUACUACCUGACCCCUAACCUCCGUCCGAACGGGGCCCCGGCCCUGGAGAGCCCACGGAUCGAGAUCACGGCCUACGGCCAGUUCCCCGAGGACGAGAUGGAGGAGAGCACCCUCCCCAUCGCCAAGCGGGUCAACUCCAUCGUCACGCUCACGCUGCCCAACGCCGACGGCUACCGCGACCCCAGCUGCCUGAGCCCCGCCAGCAGCCUGUCCUCGCGCAGCUGCAACUCGGAGGCCUCGUCCUACGAGUCGGGCUACUCCUACAACUACGACAACUCGCCCCAGAACUCGCCCUGGCAGUCGCCCUGCGUCUCUCCCAAGGGCUCCUCCUCCCUCCACUCCUGCACCCACGCCGGCUCCCCCCGUCACUCCCCCUCCACCUCCCCCCGCACCAGCGUCGCCGAGGAGAACUGGCCGGCCCCCCCGCGCGGCUCCCGGCCCAGCUCCCCCUGCAACGGGAAGAGGAAGUACAGCUUCAACGGCGCCCCCUGCAGGCACCCCUCGUACUCGCCCGGCCACUCGCCCACCGCCUCCCCCCAGGGCUCCCCCAGGGUCAGCGUGCCAGACGAGUCCUGGCUGGCCAACACCAACCAGUACACCAACUCGGCCAUCGUGGCCGCCAUCAACGCCCUCACCACCGACGGCAUAGUGGACCUCGGCGACAGCGUGCCGGUGAAGUCCCGUAAGACCAGCCUGGAGCACAGCCCCGCCAUGAGCCUGAAGGUGGAGCCGGGCCAGGAGGAGCCCGGCCCAGGGGAGGCGGGGCAGGAUGACUACCCCGCCCACCGCCUGCCUUUCAAGAAGGAGAAUUACUGCGGGGGGUUCCUGGAUGUCCCGCAGCACCCCUACCCUUGGUCCAAACCAAAGCCUUACAUCAGCCCCUCCUUGCCUGCUCUUGAUUGGCAGCUGCCAUCCUGCUCCGGCCCGUACAGCCUUCAGAUUGAGGUGCAGCCCAAAUCCCAUCACCGUGCCCACUACGAGACAGAGGGCAGCCGGGGGGCAGUCAAGGCCUUGUCUGGAGGACAUCCCGUGGUGCAGCUGUAUGGCUACAUGGAGAGCGAGCCCCUCACCCUGCAGCUGUUCAUCGGGACCGCAGACGACCGCCUGCUGCGACCGCACGCCUUCUACCAGGUCCACCGCAUCACCGGCAAGACCGUUUCCACAGCCAGCCAUGAGAUCAUGCAGUCCAACACCAAGGUGCUGGAGAUCCCUUUGCUGCCAGAGAACAAUAUGCGGGCCAUAAUCGACUGCGCGGGGAUCCUGAAGCUGCGCAACUCCGACAUCGAGCUGCGGAAGGGCGAGACGGACAUUGGCCGCAAGAACACUCGAGUGAGGAUGGUCUUCCGCGUUCACAUCAACCAGCCCAACGGUCGGACCGUGUCACUGCAGGCAGCGUCCAAUCCCAUCGAGUGCUCCCAGCGAUCAGCCCAGGAGCUGCCACUGGUGGAGAAGCAGAGCGUGGACAGCUGCCCGGCCACAGGGGGCAAGACCAUGGUCCUGAGCGGGCACAACUUCCUGCCCGACUCCAAGGUGGUGUUUGUGGAGAAGGCCCAAGAUGGUCACCACCUAUGGGAGACUGAGGCCAAAGUUGACAAGGACUCCUUCAAGUCUACUACUCUGUUGGUUGACAUCCCUCCAUAUCGGAACCAGAGGAUAUCCAACCCUGUUCAGGUGAACUUCUAUGUCUGCAACGGCAAGAGGAAGAGGAGCCAGUACCAGCGCUUCACGUACCUGUCCCCAAAUGUUCCCAUAAUAAAAACAGAACCCAAUGAUGACUAUGAACCGCAGGGGGCUGCUAGGCUGGCCAUGCGUUCGAAGGCCUACUACGGCCAGCUGGGGGUGACUCCGGCCAUGCCUGCGGACCCUGGGCACUGUCUGGUCGGGGGCUACACAUCCUCGCCCACCAGUUCCAGCCCCAAACUUCACGACCUGUCCCCCGCUGCCUACCCCAAGUGCCUCUCUGGCGGUCACCCCGCCGUCCCGGGCGUGCCCGCCAUCCAGGAGACACCCGGCCGCCCAAUGGGGGUGCACCCCGGCUCGCCUGACCACGCCCCCCUGGUCAUGCUGCAGCCCCAGGUGGCCCCCCACCUGAGUAGCCCCGGAACCGGCAGUUGUUCCCAUGGCUACCGGCCACCCGCUGUCUACCCCAACGGCAGCCCCGCCUCUUCCCCGGUGUCCCACCCCUCCACCCCCGGGGCGGGGCCCGAGACGCCGUUCGCCCCUGCCUACAGCCCCCCGCAGGCCCCACCCACUGCCUCGCCCCACCUGAGGAGCAGCCCGCCCGCCCUGCUGAGGGAGGACAGCAGCCCGCCCGCGCUGGCCGUCACUGUCAAGCAGGAGCCACAGGAGCUGGACCAGAUGUAUUUAGACGAUGUUAAUGAAAUAAUACGCAACGACCUCUCCAGCAUUUCAGUCCACAGCCACGCCUAGAUGUUCAAGACCCGGCAAUUGUAAUCGUCGAAUGCCCGCUCAACGGAGCACAGGAAGAGAAGGGGACGGAACGGAUCCAUGACAAUGCAUUCGUGCUAUGACAGUGACCUUUUUCAGGGCCCACAUGCUCCCAGUUCUCACCCCAGUCCCACGCAAACCCAACUUCCUGACCAUCAGAAUCCGGAACACGCUGUGUCUACGGAGACCGCACUGUUGCGUUUCAAGCUUCAAAAAUAACGCGAUUGAAUGUCGCGUUUGGAAAAAGCCUUACCUCGAAAGAGAAAAAAAAAUCAACGACAAUCACCAAAAUUCACUCUGCCUUAAAAAAAGAUGCUCUUCCAUGGACCAAGAAUCCUUUUUUUGAUAUUUCAAAAAAAUGAACUGCUCUUUGUGUUACUCACACAACAGGACAGUUGACACUCUGGGCGCCAUUGUUCGGUUAUAGCAUCCUAUCAGAAAGGAGCAGCCAUAAUAGGUGCCUUACAUCGCCAACAAACUGAGACGCAAAAUGUGUUGUUAGUUUUAACCUAGUCACAUUUCGUAUCAAUAUUAUUGCAAUCUUUUUUUAAAGUUUCUUUCUUUUUUUAAUAAUGUUUACAGGAAGACAGCUGGAAGCAAAGUCCAAGGAUUGUACUUGUAUUGCCUUUUAUCUCUAUCCUAGGGUCCAUUGAUAAUUAAGCAUGCCUAAUGUCCUUUGUACCAAUAAUGUAUGCCUUAAUCUUGUUUAGAAAUUCUUUGGUAGCUAUUUUGCCGUUUUCCUAUUUCUCUAAGUAACGAAUGAGUCAUGCCAACAAGAGUAAAAACACCAACAUUUAUAUAUUUCUUAACUGUGGUGUAGAUUGUUGAUUCCCGCAGAAAGCACAAGGAGUGUGACACAUCACAUUGCUGAAUUCUGGAUGGAACUUAAAACCAAUCAGAGCUAAGCAGAAGCGUUGUGCUUUCAGAGACAUGAACAGAGACUUUGAGUAGUGAGACGUGUCAGAUUAUGUUAUAACAUCAGAUGUCUGGGCUGAACAAAAAAUAGAUUGUUUGACAAGAGAGUGCUAGAUGGGUAAAUUAACAAAUGGAGCAUUCCAUGUGCUGUCAAUUAUUGACCAGUCUGCUCUUCAGUCUGUUCUCCAUUGAUAGUUCCGCCCAUCUGAGUUCAUAAUUCUGUGCCCUCUGAUCAAAAAAACUUUAAUACUCUACUUCAACAAAGAUCAUCUAAUUUCUUUGGGAAAAUUGUGUUUGUUGAUGUUCCAGGAACAGGUGUCAAAUAUGUGAUCUCGUUCAAUCAUGAAAAAUAUUAUUGGCAUUUUCUAACCAGUAAUUAACAACCGGGCCUUUCCCAGCUUUUGUAUCAGCUUGCUUUGAAAGCUUGGGUCUACAUACCGUGAAUGGAGUAUUUUUUCUGCAGGAUUCCAGAGAUUAUUUGAAAUUGUACACAAGAAAUUAUGCCUGGCCCAGCAUUUUGGUAAGACUAAAUGUAAGUAAGAGUGCAUGUAAAUACAACUGAUAUUUCCUAAUAUAUCUCAAGUUUAUUCUCUGUCAUUUCUUUUUUCCGUCUGAAGGGGAAAAAAGGAAUAAAGCUGGCAAUAAUGGCGUACUUGAUACCAAAGGAUUUUACUUUUGGUGUGGUUAUUGUUCGAGCUUCUUUGGCUAUUAGAAUCUGUAGUAAGUGAUCAAUAGGUAGCCUUGUCAGAGAAUGAAUGCACUUUAGGUAGUAUUUUCAGUCUAUACCGGUUUUGGUGUCCACACAUCUACAUUUUGAGUAUCCAAAGAAAGGAUGUCAAACUGAACAACAAGAUUUCUUCUCAAUGAAGAUCAAAGAUCUUCCACAUCGUUAAGUGUCAUUAUUUGUGCAUUGUAAAUAUCUUUCUCGAGCAUGCAAGCAGUACCAAUGCUAAUUAUAAUUUAGCUUACUAUUACCUUUACAUAGCUAAGUAAAUACAUAGGAAUGACUUUUCCACUCAUAAAGUAUGUGGUAGCAUGAUUAAGUAUGGGAUAGUUAUACUUAGUGCCUUAUCGUUCUUUUCUCAGCUAGACAUGAUUGUAAAUCAAACUCAUAGCCUGGCACACAGUGAAAAUGUAUUUCCUUCUGAAUAUGAAAUAUUUAUGGGGAUUUAAAAGGGCGUUUCAUGUAUACAGUACAUGGUCUUCAAAAAAAAUAUUUAAAAAGCCAUAUUCGUAAUAUUUGCACAUUACUGUGAAGACAAGGAUAUAAUGUGGCUCCAAAUGUGUAUAGGCAUUUUACAAAGAGACUCGUAAUGGUUUUUGUCAGCCUCUGCUUUUUUAUAUUGCUCUCUUUGCCCUUGGCAUGAUCAAGAAAUAGUGGCAUACUCCUCUCUCCGUGGCAGUUAUUAACAGAUAUUAUUAUGUUAUUUUUGAUUCUUCUGACUGUCCUGGGUGAUAUAAUGUGUCAGAGCGCCAUGGCAAAUUUGCCUUGAAGGUUGAAACAAUAUUUUCCAUGUAAAAUAAUCAUAUUGAAUCAAUUACCCCCAUUUUUUAUUUGUCUGUGCAUGUUGAAUGUAUUCCGUAUUUCCUUUCCAUUCCUUGACCAUAUGGCUACGUUUUAGUUUAAGACCUUCAGCAUAUUUCUUUGCCUUUUCCUCUUUUUUUUUCUUUUACCAAUUGACCGUAUAAAACUAGGGAGGAAUUAGGCUUCUCCCUAUAUGCCUAAUAAAUGUUUAAAUAUAAACAGA